Molecule: messenger RNA, 1119 nt
Organism: Candida dubliniensis CD36
Lineage: Eukaryota; Fungi; Ascomycota; Pichiomycetes; Serinales; Debaryomycetaceae
Exons: 1
Coding region: 1-1119 (372 amino acids)
Molecular function (GO): oxidoreductase activity, acting on the CH-CH group of donors, NAD or NADP as acceptor
Source: RefSeq, a predicted model, not a curated record
AUGACUCUUCCAUCACUUGCAACACAAAUAGUAUUGAAGAAACACCCUACAGGUUUCAUCAAUCCGGAAUUUAACAAAUUGGACUCAACUUUUGCUGUUAAACACGCAACUUUCCCCAAGGAGCUCAAAGAGGGAGAGGUUAUAGUUAAGAAUUUAUAUCUUUCCAACGACCCUACCCAACGAUCUUGGAUCAGAAGCAAGCUUGAGAAAAGAAGACAUUAUGCCAAACCAGUUGAAGAAGGAACUCCAAUGCGGUCUUUGGGUUUAGGCCAGAUUAUUCAAUCCAAUUCCGGCAGAUUCAAACCCGGAGACAUUGUAUAUGGAAUCAUUUUAUGGGGAGACUACUCUGUUUUGGAGGACACUUCAUUGUUUAACAAGAUCGAUACAUCGCUCGGAUUACCUUUGGAGUAUUAUCUUUCUGUUUUGGGAAUGACUUCUUUAACGGCCUUUUUCGGGUUGACAGAGGCAGGCGAUUUGAAACAGUAUUUGAAUCAUCCACAUGGAAAAGGCCCUAUCGUUUGUGUAUCUGCGGCUUCAGGUGCUACUGGAUCUGUAGUAGUCCAAAUUGCAAAGAACUUAUUGGGAGCAUCCAAAGUAAUUGGUAUCUCCGGAUCUAAAGAAAAGUGUCAAUGGGUCGAGAAAUUGGGAGCAGAUAUAUGUGUGAAUUACAAGGACCCAAACUAUCAAGAUCAAAUUGAAAAGUUUCUUGGUGAUGAGUUUAUUGACACUUAUUUUGAUAAUGUUGGAGGAGAGAUCCUCAGCUUUAUAUUGACAAAGGUCAAGAAGUUUGGAAAUGUUGUUGCUUGUGGUUCUAUCGCCGGAUACAAUAACCGCGAAGCACUGAAGGUCUCAAAUUGGGGUGAAAUUACUGUGAACUCAUUAACAGUUAGAGGAUUCAUUGUAACGGAUUACCAAGAACAUUUCCCCAAAGCUAUUGGCAUUCUUACCGAAGCAGUCAAAAGUGGAAAGAUUCGUACUGACGGAGCUUAUCACGUUGAGAACUUACACGGACAUGACCUUAUCCAUCGAUUGGAAAAUAUCCCAAAAAUAUGGAACAAGCUUUUCGAAGACAACAAACCAAAUGGAAAGAUGAUCACUAAAGUAGCUUUAGAUAUAUAG